AUGUCCUCCCCUCCGACUUCCAAGCGAAUCAAAACCUCGGCCACCACCAGCGCCCCGCCGCAUCUCCUCGCUCAACAACAAAUCCACCCCUUCCACCGCGUGCCCACCUUCGAAGGCAUCCCAAUCCCCACGGCGCCAUUGCCGCAUCAACCUCAACAGCAGCAACAAUCGCAACCGCAGCAACCGACAACAACAUCGCGGAAACGUCCACCAUCUCCCACCCCCGGAUCAUCCACCAUGAUGGCCGCGCCGAUGAACCCGGCGGGGGGUGCCAUCGAGGGCGAUCCCGGCCCCAUGCCUCCCCCGGUAGAGCCCACCCCGAAGAAGAAGGGCCGCACGAACACCCCAUGGACCGCCGAAGAGGAGCAGCGACUGAAGACAAUGCGCGACGCCGGUCGCAGCUGGAGUGAGAUCGCAAAGACUUUCCCCACGCGUACUGAAGGUAGCGUCAAGAAGCACUGGUACAAGGUAUGCGCCCACCGGUCUCUUGUCUCAAUGUGGGUUUUCAUCGGCUUUACUGACACCUCACUCCCCCAGGAUAUGCACUACGCCGAGUUCGCCGAAGAUGAGUCCAUCAAACUCCGCGAGGCAAUCAAGGAAUACGAGGCGAACAAAUGGAAGGUGAUCGGACAGAAGGUUGGCAAGCCAGCGAAGGCCUGCGAACAGUAUGCCAAAGAGCACUUCAAGAACCUGUAA
Molecule: messenger RNA, 696 nt
Organism: Penicillium argentinense
Lineage: Eukaryota; Fungi; Ascomycota; Eurotiomycetes; Eurotiales; Aspergillaceae
Product: SANT/Myb-like DNA-binding domain-containing protein
Exons: 5
Coding region: 1-696 (231 amino acids)
Source: RefSeq, a predicted model, not a curated record